Molecule: messenger RNA, 575 nt
Organism: Carassius gibelio (silver crucian carp)
Lineage: Eukaryota; Metazoa; Chordata; Actinopteri; Cypriniformes; Cyprinidae
Product: heat shock factor-binding protein 1
Exons: 4
Coding region: 189-428 (79 amino acids)
Biological process (GO): cellular heat acclimation
Cellular component (GO): cytosol; nucleus
Molecular function (GO): transcription corepressor activity
Source: RefSeq, a predicted model, not a curated record
UCUACACACGAAAGAGGAAGUUUUUAUGAGUAAACAAUGAAAGAGAGUGGAAAAGUUACAGAAUCCUUUUAUUCUGAUGUAUAGAUAUGAUCAAAUAUCUCAGAGAUUGAAGCACACGUGCUGUUUUAACGUUGCCUAGAGCUGAGAACUAUCAACUAACCCAACAUAAACAAACCCAAACAAACCUUAUGGCAGGAUCCGAGUCAAAAGCAGCUAAAGAGCUGACUGCAAUGAUGGAGACGACAAUGCAACAACUCCAGAGCAGGUUUCAGAAUUUAUCUGAGCAAAUCAUCUCCAAAAUGGAUGAGAUGGGAACACGCAUAGAUGACCUGGAGAAGAACGUCGGUGAUCUCAUGACACAAGCAGGAGCUGAGAAUCAUUAUAAAGCAAAUGGUUUUGAAGAGAGACCAAGCUGGCCAAAGCACUGAGCAGAAAUGUUGGAGAAGCUUGAGAUCAACACAAUAUUUGUGUGAUAAUCUAUGCAUGUAUAAUUCACUAGUGCCUUGUUUUCUAUAUAUGGUUUAGGUCUGAAAAUCUGGAUCUUGUACCUAUAAAGCAAUAAAUGAACUUGUUUA